This is a messenger RNA of Blastomyces dermatitidis ER-3, 321 nucleotides long. RefSeq lists its product as uncharacterized. Bases 1 to 321 code for a protein of 106 amino acids. NCBI's taxonomy places the organism in Eukaryota, Fungi, Ascomycota, Eurotiomycetes, Onygenales, Ajellomycetaceae. The record is from RefSeq and is a predicted model, not a curated record. The transcript has 2 exons.
AUGAAGAGAGAGAGAGAGAAGAAGAGUGUUACUCAGGAGCUGGCAGAGAAGAAGGGAAUUGAGAUCUUAUUCAGGUCUCAAAUGCACUCUAUAAUUCAGAAUAUUGAAAAGUCAGCUCUGCUCUCUGAGCAUGUCAAUCUGCUUAUCACUGAGAUGGAACCCGAGACAGCAGACCAGGAAAUACGGGAUUUUGAGACACAGAUUAACCUGACUGAGAGAGAGCAGCAGAAACCCUUCUCUGAGAAGAUAGUGAAGAAAGAUUUUGAGAUGAUUAUUAUCUCAGAUAAGAAGGAGAAGAAGAAGAAGAAGAAUGAGAAAUGA